CCCGGGCCCCGCUCGCCGCUCCUCCCGCGCCCCCCGCGCAGUGCUCAUGCGCGCGCCCGGCCUUUAUAGCGGCCGCGGGAGCCCCGCUGUCCGCACUCUGGCGGGCGCAGCCGGGCGGUUCCCACGCAGGUCCACAGCGCCCCGACACCAUGCCUGCAGCCUGGAUGCCAGUCCUCCGCCUCGGUGUCUCGCUGCUGCUGCUGCUGCUGCCGCCGGGGCCCGCGGGCGGCGACGGAGCCGUUCCCAUUGCUAUCACAUGCUUUACCAGAGGCUUGGACAUCAGGAAGGAGAAAGCAGAUGUCCUCUGCCCAGCAGGCUGCCCUCUUGAGGAAUUCUCUGUGUUUGGGAACAUAGUUUAUGCUUCCGUGUCCAGCAUAUGUGGCGCGGCAGUGCACAGGGGAGUAAUCAGCAUCUCAGGGGGACCUGUGCGAGUGUAUAGCCUACCCGGUCGAGAAAACUAUUCCUCAGUGGAUGCCAAUGGCAUCCAGUCUCAAACCCUUGCCAGAUGGUCUGCUUCUUUCACAGUAACUAAAGGCAAAAGUAGUACCCAAGAAGCCACGGGACAGGCAGUGUCCACGGCGCGUCCACCAACAGGGAAACGACUAAAGAAAACACCUGAGAAGAAAACUGGCAAUAAAGACUGUAAAGCAGAUAUUGCAUUUCUAAUUGAUGGAAGCUUUAAUAUUGGGCAACGCCGCUUUAAUUUACAGAAGAAUUUUGUUGGGAAGGUGGCGCUGAUGUUGGGAAUUGGAACAGAAGGACCACAUGUUGGCCUUGUUCAAGCCAGUGAACAUCCCAAAAUAGAAUUUUACUUGAAAAACUUCACAUCAGCCAAAGAUGUUUUGUUUGCCAUAAAGGAAGUAGGUUUCAGAGGGGGUAAUUCCAAUACAGGAAAAGCUUUGAAGCACACGGCUCAGAAAUUCUUCACAGCAGAUACUGGAAUGAGAAAAGGGAUCCCCAAAGUGGUGGUGGUAUUUAUUGAUGGCUGGCCAUCUGAUGACAUAGAGGAAGCAGGAAUUGUGGCCAGAGAGUUUGGAGUCAAUGUAUUUAUAGUUUCUGUAGCCAAGCCAAUCCCUGAAGAACUGGGCAUGGUUCAGGAUGUUGCAUUUGUUGACAAGGCUGUCUGUCGGAAUAACGGCUUCUUCUCUUACCACAUGCCCAACUGGUUCGGCACCACAAAAUAUGUAAAGCCUCUGGUACAGAAGCUCUGCUCUCAUGAGCAAAUGAUGUGCAGCAAGACCUGUUAUAACUCAGUGAACAUUGCCUUCCUGAUUGACGGCUCCAGCAGUGUUGGGGAUAGUAAUUUCCGCCUCAUGCUUGAAUUUGUUUCCAACAUAGCCAAGACUUUUGAAAUCUCAGACAUUGGUGCCAAGAUAGCUGCUGUGCAGUUCACUUACGACCAACGCACAGAGUUCAGUUUCACUGACUACAGCACUAAGGAGAAUGUCCUAGCCGUUAUCAGAAGCAUCCGCUAUAUGAGUGGAGGAACAGCUACUGGUGAUGCCAUUUCCUUUACUGUUAGAAAUGUGUUUGGUCCUGUGAGGGAUAGUCCCAAUAAAAACUUCCUGGUGAUCAUCACUGACGGGCAGUCCUAUGAUGAUGUCCGAGGCCCUGCUGCUGCAGCACAUGAUGCAGGUAUCACCAUUUUCUCUGUAGGUGUGGCUUGGGCACCUCUGGAUGACCUGAAAGAUAUGGCCUCUAAACCAAAGGAAUCACAUGCGUUCUUCACAAGAGAGUUCACAGGACUAGAACCAAUCGUUUCUGAUAUCAUUAGAGGCAUUUGUAGAGAUUUCUUAGAAUCCCAACAAUAAUGGUGGUAUUUUGAUAACCAAAAAGUGCAAGAUUUAAUGUAUAAAUUGUAUUCUUAUGAUAGUGAAAUACCAUAGCAUACUAGGAUCAGAUACAUUAAACAUGUCAACAGCUAUUUUAAGCAAAUAAACAUUCAUUUAAAAUUACUACCUUCUAGUUACAACUUAGACUUUUGACUGAGGCUUCAUAACCUUAGCCCUUAGAAAUCCAAGAAAGAUGAUCAUGUUUUAAAACCUUAAAAGUUCUAAUAUACCUAUAAAAUGUACAGAUUUGCAAGUGCCACAGCUCAAUAAAAGAAUCUGAUACUUACAACAAAAA
Messenger RNA from Cavia porcellus (domestic guinea pig), 2127 nucleotides. RefSeq names its product cochlin (gene Coch). Bases 150 to 1811 code for a protein of 553 amino acids. NCBI's taxonomy places the organism in Eukaryota, Metazoa, Chordata, Mammalia, Rodentia, Caviidae. The transcript is spliced from 12 exons. The record is from RefSeq and is a predicted model, not a curated record.